CCUCUCACACACCCAGAUCAACACUCCGAUGCCACACCAGGAUCAAGACUCGUUGACGCACACCCAGAUCAAAACUCUGACGCACACCUGGCUCCCAGCCUUCAGAUCAUCAAGCAAUAACCAAGACAUCAUCCAUAUUUAGAGACCAGGGACAUAUGGUCCAGAUCAGCAGAGAAAAUCAGGAGAAUCUCCCAGCUCAAAUAAAAAAUAGUGGAUACAACUACUAUCAACAUUACUGCUAGUUAACGGGGAAUUGCAGGUCCGUGCCCAGCAGGGAGCCAGCAGGAGCUGUGGCAUGCUCAGGAGAGCAGGACCCUCUCUGCGUCACUUCUUGCUGGAGAAGAAGAGCAGCACUGGAUAUAGCUCCUACCCCAGUGAGGCAAAAAUGUUGAGGCCAGUGCAAGCUCAGAGGCUGGAGGGAAUAGAUAAGAAUAUCUGGGUGGACUUUGUAAAACUGGCUGCCACCUACUCCAAAGUGAACCUGGGUCAGGGCUUCCCUGACUUCCCCCCACCAGACUUUCUGAAGGAGGCAAUCGUGAGAGCCCUCAGCGGGGAGAAGUACAUGCUGCACCAGUACACCCGUGCCUUCGGUCACCCACCUCUGGUGAAGAUCCUAGCCCAGUUUUUUGGGAAGCUGCUUGGACGAGACCUGGAUCCUAUGACCAAUGUGAUGGUGACUGUCGGGGCGUACCAGGCCCUUUUCUGCUGCUUCCAGGCUUUUGUUGAGGAAGGCAAUGAGGUGAUAAUCAUUGAGCCCUUUUUUGACUGCUAUGAGCCAAUGGUGAAAAUGGCUGGUGGGACACCCGUGUUUGUCCCACUGAGACUGAAACCUUCAAAAGACGGAAAAUUGAUGUCUAGUGCAGACUGGCAGCUGGACCCAGCUGAACUGGCUUCUAAAUUCAGCAAGCGGACAAAAGCCAUCGUCCUGAACUCACCCAACAACCCUCUGGGCAAGGUGUUCAGCCGAGGGGAGCUGGAGCUCAUUGCAGGCCUGUGUGUGAAGCACGACGUGCUGUGCAUCAGCGACGAAGUGUACGAGUGGCUGGUCUACGACGGGAAGGAGCACACCCGCAUCGCCAGCUUGCAAGGGAUGUGGGACCGCACAGUGACCAUCGGGAGUGCUGGCAAAACCUUCAGUGUCACUGGAUGGAAGGUGGGUUGGACUGUGGGACCUGACCGGCUGCUGCAGCACCUCCGUACCGUGCACCAGAACUCUGUGUACCACUGUGCCACCAUUGCCCAGGAGGCUGUGGGUCAGGGUUUCCAGAGGGAGCUCGAGCUCUAUGGGAAACCAGAAAGUUACUUCAUCCAACUACCCAAGGAGCUGCAGCAGAAGAGAGACUGGCUGGUCCAAAGCCUGGAUGCUGUGGGGAUGAAACCCAUCAUCCCUGAGGGCACCUACUUCUUGGUGGCAGACAUCUCCGAGUUCAAGUCUGAUGUCCCUGAUGUCCCCGACUCCGAUGAGCCCUACGACUCCAGAUUUGCCAAGUGGAUGGUCAAGAAGAAGGGACUAGCUGCCAUCCCACUCUCUGCUUUCUACUGUGAGGCCCACAAGAACAACCACAACCAUUUCAUCCGGUUCUGCUUUGCAAAGGAGGAAGCCACACUGAGGGCAGCAAAUGACAUACUGCAAAAGUGGAAACAGGAGAAAACCAGUCCCUGAGCACACUGGAGUGAAAACCAGACUCUCCUUGGCCCUCACCUGCCACAGCUGCUCUUCCUCCUCUUCCUUUGCUUUGCUACAAGUUUUGCUACCUCCUUAUUCUUGUGCUUUCAACUACAUUUUCUGUCAGACAAAUGGGUAAGAGAUUUGCCAGCCUGGGAGUCUGGGGGACACUUCCUGUCACUGUGAAAUGAUUGCACUGUUCCUCACAAAAGGGAGCCUUGGCAUGUGCUCCCAGUAUUCAGCAUUUCUUCUUAGUAUGUUUAAAGACUUUGCUAAUCAGUUUUGAGAUGCAUCCAGCAAGACACAAGGUAAGGCUGGUUCCUGGGGUCUUUUCCACCACCAGAUACCAAACAGGUGCCUCAGGACCUACCUUUAAGGCUAUUCUGGGGGGGUUACUGUGGCUUGUCUUGCUCCACAUCCCCACUCACGUACCCCAGGGCACAGGACAACAUUUCCACCAGCAUCCCACAGCACUGUGCCCGUCAGUGUGUUGAUUCCUAUGACCCUGAAAAUUAGAAAGGCAGUGAAAUGCUAUUUCCCAUCAUUAACGAUUUUCCUUCCCCCCCCACCCCGUGCAUCGCUGAGGAAAGUGACCACAGAAUCAAUAACUGCCUCUCACAAGGAAACAGGCUUUCACCAAUGACCUGACUAUUGCCCAACCUUCCCUGUGCACCCCCCAAACCACCCCUGCUACUUUGUCAGGGCCUGACGAGCAGACACAGGGGCCAGGGAGGGCACAGGGGCCCCCAGGCUGCUCCUGGUGACCCCGCAGCCUCCCACCCGGGGGGGGGUGAUAACACCAGCAGCACGUUGAAAGCUUAAUUCUUGCAUCACUCUCGAUUUCAACCUGGAUAAGAAUGUGAACCAGCAGCAUCAGCCCCACGGGAAUUCUGUGCAACGUGCGUGGCAGUUAAAUUGUUACAAGAUUAACGACUUGCAGUUAA
Messenger RNA from Apus apus (common swift), 2610 nucleotides. It is a transcript of the gene KYAT1, whose product is annotated as kynurenine aminotransferase 1. The record is from RefSeq and is a predicted model, not a curated record. Gene Ontology annotation, cellular component: mitochondrion; cytoplasm. Bases 296 to 1663 code for a protein of 455 amino acids. NCBI's taxonomy places the organism in Eukaryota, Metazoa, Chordata, Aves, Apodiformes, Apodidae. Gene Ontology annotation, molecular function: pyridoxal phosphate binding; L-kynurenine:2-oxoglutarate transaminase activity. Gene Ontology annotation, biological process: biosynthetic process. The transcript is spliced from 14 exons.